Messenger RNA from Striga hermonthica, 1368 nucleotides. Lineage: Eukaryota; Viridiplantae; Streptophyta; Magnoliopsida; Lamiales; Orobanchaceae. The record is from the annotation of a GenBank genome assembly.
AUGGAGGACACCGUCGUCCUGUACUCCUCGCCGGGGCACCUCAACUCCAUGCUCAUCCUCUCCAAGUUCUUCAGUAAACACCACCCCGCCCUCCCCGUCACCAUCCUCUGCUCCGCCCCCGAAUCCGCCGCCUCCUCCGUCUCCUCCCUCCCCUCCGUCACCUACCGCCAACUCCCCCCUGCCGCUACUCCUCCCAACCUCACCAACGACCCCGUCGAGCUCUUAUUCGAGAUCUCCCGCCUCAACAACCCCAUUCUCCUGCAAACCCUUCUCCAGAUCUCUGAGAAAUCGAGGAUCAGGGCCUUUGUAAUCGACUUUUUCUGCAACCCGUCGUUCGAUGUCUCCACCGGCCUCGGCAUCCCCACCUACUUCUACAUCAGCACCGGCGCGUUUACCCUUUGCGUUCUCUUCCAUUUUCCGACGCUCGACGAGAAGCUCCGCGAGCAGGACCUCGGCAGCCUCAACGACUUCGUUGAAGUCCCCGGCUGCCCUCCGAUCUACUCAACGGAUUAUCCCAGAGCCAUGUUUUUCCGGCGGACCCCCGUAUACCAGAACUUCCUCUCCAUGGCCAACAACACACUGCAGUCGGCUGGGAUCUUGGUGAACUCGUUCGACGCGCUCGAGUCGCGGGCCAAGGAGGCGCUCGACUCUGGCGCGUGCGUCCCCGGAGGCUCGACACCGCCGGCGUACUUCAUCGGGCCACUCGUUGCGGAGGCGGCCGCCAGCGGCGGCGGAGACCGCCACGAGUGCCUGCGGUGGCUCGACGCGCAGCCAUCCAGGAGCGUGGUCUUCCUCUGUUUUGGGCGCAGGGGGCUGUUCUCGGCGGAGCAGCUGAGGGAGAUGGCGGUGGGCCUGGAGGGCAGCGGCCACCGGUUUCUCUGGUCGGUGAGGAGUCCGUCCGGCCCGGCGGAUGAGGAACCGGACCUGGAGGCGCUGCUGCCGGAUGGGUUUCUGGAGAGGACCAAUGACAGGGGUUUCAUUAUAAAGUCGUGGGCUCCACAGAGAGAAGUGCUGGAUCACGAGGCGGUGGCCGGAUUCGUGACCCACUGCGGCCGGAGUUCCAUCCUGGAGGCUGUGACGCGCGGGGUGCCGAUGAUCGGGUGGCCGAUCGAUGCGGAGCAGAGGUUAAACAGAGUGUUUAUGGUGGAGGCGAUGGGGGUGGGGCUGCCGCUGGAGGACGGGAAAGACGGGUUCGUGGCGGCGGCGGAGCUGGAGAAGCGGGUCAGGGAGCUGAUGGAUUCGAAUGCGGGCCGGGCCGUGAGGGAACGGGUCGAGGAGAUGAGGAGGGCGGCCGAGGCGGCCGUCGGGGAGGGUGGGUCGUCGCUGGCGGACCUGAAUCGGUUCGUCUCGACGGUGACUCUGAAUUGA